CAUCAGCGUGUUGUUGACCACGCAGUGACAUUCCGGUGCGGUCCACAAAAAGUGUCAGUUUACGUGGAUUCAAAAACGGGAUUCUCGCGUUUCAGGUUUGUGUUUCGCGAUUUCUCUUGCCUUUUCAGUUGACUGCGUGUUCUGAUACUGAAACCUUAUGGAUUCAGUCAAACCCAAGCCGGCGCCUGCCAAUCCGCAGCCAAAAAUGGCAGUGCCCGAGUCAAACGGCGAUCUCGACACGACGCCCAUUUUUCUAGCGAUUCUCGUUAUCCUCAUCACAAUCUUACUACUGUGGGUCUGGAAGAAAAAGCGAACCGUUCGGUCGGAUGUGCUACUGGCUGGGCUGUGCGAUUCCGGCAAAACGCUGCUUUUUUCCCGAUUGAUUUUCGACGAUGAAAAGGAAACGUUCACCUCGAUCAAGGAAAACGUUGGGCAUCUGGCGACUGCUAAGGGCGAAAUCCGUCUGGUGGAUAUCCCCGGCCACGAGCGGCUGCGCGGCAAAUUCUUCGAUCAGUACAAAAGCUUGGCCAAGGCCGUAGUUUACGUCGUCGAUAGCGUGACGGUGCAGAAGGACAUUCGUGAUGUUGCUGACUUUCUGUACACAAUUCUGGCCGACAAAGCAAUCUCAAGUCUUCCGGUAGUGAUCCUGUGCAACAAACAAGAUGAAGCCCUCGCUAAGGGAGAUGGAGUCAUCAAAAGCCUACUGGAAAAAGAAAUCAAUUUGGUCCGGCAAACGCGAACCAGUCAGCUGGAAUCAGUCGAUCAGCAGAAUGCCGACGCCGUGUUCCUCGGCCGCUCGGAUAAGGACUUCGAUUUCGGACAGGUUUCGCAGAAGAUUCAGUUUAUCGGUUGCUCGGCCCGGAAGGCCGAGUUCGACGAGUUGGCAUCGUUUUUGGAUGCCCUGUAAGGAGCCCUACUUAGUUAUGAUUUCGUCAAGUUAAGAAGCUUAAUUUACGGUGCGUGUGUGGGGGCGAAAGAAAGAAAUGAUCAAUCCACCCUGAUAGCCUAGUGUAGUGUUGUAAACACCAUAUUGUUGCAUUUGGAGGAAUACGAAUUUCCGUAAUUUUUUUUUUCAUUUGUUUCUUUUUUUUAUAAUUUAUUUUCCAAUUUUGGUUGUGUGUUUCAUGUAUUAAAUCGUUC
Molecule: messenger RNA, 1140 nt
Organism: Uranotaenia lowii
Lineage: Eukaryota; Metazoa; Arthropoda; Insecta; Diptera; Culicidae
Gene: SrpRbeta
Product: signal recognition particle receptor subunit beta
Exons: 5
Coding region: 158-907 (249 amino acids)
Source: RefSeq, a predicted model, not a curated record